Messenger RNA from Paramecium octaurelia, 702 nucleotides. The record is from the annotation of a GenBank genome assembly. NCBI's taxonomy places the organism in Eukaryota, Ciliophora, Oligohymenophorea, Peniculida, Parameciidae.
UAUCAACUUAAAUGGCUACUACCAUGUUCAAAUAAAAUGAGAACAAUUUCAAAAACAAAGUGGAAGAAUUUAAUAAUCUUUAUAAAUAAUAUGCACUCACUUAAAGUAAACAACUAGUUUUUGAAAAGAUGAAACUCGUUUUUGUUCAAGCUGAACAACAAGUAUUGAAAACAUAUCUAUUUACAAGUUCAAAUUCAUGGAAAUUGAAUUUGGAUCAUUCACAGAAAUGCAUCAAAAAGACUUUGCUCAGUCGAUGAAGGCCAACAAACUCAUUUACGUAGAAUGCCAAAAAAAGCUCAGAGACCUCCAACUUGAUCUCGAGAAACUGCCAUUCUCAAAUUCUAACAGCAAUAGCAAAAAACUAAAUCCAUCUCCAAUCAGAGGACUCAACUCGGACUUACAGGUCUAGACCAAAUAAUUAGAUACUCUGGAUUCUCGUUUAUUGGAAGCCGAAGAUACCUAAUUAACUAUUCUAGAUAACAUAAGAAAUCAAAAGGAAAAACUGCUUAAAGCCAUAGAAGAUGUAUAUAUCAAUCUCAAUCCUUCUAGACCAAAGAAAUCCAAGUUGGAGUUUAAAUGACUCAAAGACAUGCCACUAUGGUUAAGAAUCGCCAAUCAUACAAUAAGGGAAUCCUCCUCUCCUUAAUUUGCAUAUUGACCAUAGGAAAUAUACUUAUUUUAUAUUACAAAUUCAUGAGUUGA